UCCCAGCAGCUAGUGAGCUGCUUGCGAUACCUGCACGAAUUAAACAACCAAGGGGAGCACGGAGCGCUCUCGUGUUACGUUUUUUUACAGCCGUCAGAUUUCUUUGUUGAGGCCGCGUGUGUGGAAUAUGCUCCGACGGGCUGACUUCGUUUGACGGGAAGGUCUUCCAAGGGUGAAGAUUGAUUCCGUUAUGACAAGCUGCUGUGCAGAAGAUGUCCACACUGUCUGCGACUAAUAUCGCUGAUGUUGGUCACGGUGGGAGUAAAGCGUUUGAUGCAAGUCGAGGCGACUCCAGUGCGGAGGAAGCGCACGACCAUGUUGUCAGGGUGGUGAAGGGUAAUCGCGAUGGAUCUUUGCCUCUCCCCGACCCAGCCGAUUUCCCUGCCUCGCAGAAUGGCACUUCAGCAGGCUCCCAGGGACCUCCAGAUGACUCCAGAGGGCCAGAGCUGAGCUCUCCUCUCUCUGUGGAGUCUGUCAAUGUCAAGCUUGACCCUGCAAGUGACAUGCUCACCUCUGAUACAGAGAACCAGCCAGUGAAGCGCAAGAAGGGGCCGGCCCCCAAGAUGCUGGGAAACGAGGUGUGCAGCGUGUGCGGCGACAAGGCCUCGGGCUUCCACUACAACGUGCUGAGCUGCGAGGGCUGCAAGGGCUUCUUCCGCCGCAGCGUCAUCAAGAGUGCCCAGUACUCCUGCAAGAACAGCGGCAAAUGCGAAAUGGACAUGUACAUGCGGCGCAAGUGCCAGGAGUGCCGCCUGCGCAAGUGUCGGGAGGCAGGCAUGCUUGAGCAGUGUGUCCUCUCUGAGGAGCAGAUCCGGCUAAAGAAGAUGAAGAAACAGCAGGAAGAUGAGACCACGCGUGCAUCUGCAGCUCCGCCGAACCCCAGCCCAGCAGCUGAUAUGCCUGAGCUGGCACCUGAGCAGCUGGAGAUGAUCGAGAAGCUGGUGGCCAUGCAGAAGCAGUGCAAUAAGAGGUCCUUCCUUGACCGACCAAAAGUCACCCCGUGGCCCCAGAGCCAGGACCCUUUGAAUCGUGAGGUUCGCCAGCAACGUUUUGCCCACUUCACUGAGCUGGCCAUCAUGUCUGUACAGGAGAUUGUGGACUUCGCUAAGCAGCUCCCAGGUUUCUUAGAGCUGACCCGAGAGGACCAGAUUGCCUUGCUCAAGACCUCCACCAUUGAGAUUAUGCUGCUAGAAACAUCAAGAAGAUAUGACCCUGCCAUAGAGAGUAUCACGUUUUUGAAGGACUUCAGUUACAACAAGGAGGACUUUGCAAAAGCAGGGCUUCAGUUUGAAUUCAUCAACCCCAUCUUUGAGUUCUCCAAAGGCAUGAAUGACCUACACUUGGAUGAGGCAGAGUACGCCCUCCUCAUUGCCAUCAACAUCUUUUCAGCAGAUCGGCCCAACGUUCAAGACCAUGAUUUAGUGGAAAGGCUGCAGCAGCCAUAUGUAGAUGCUCUUCAUUCUUACAUCAGGAUCAAGAGACCAAAUGACCACCUGAUGUUCCCACGUAUGCUGAUGAAGCUGGUGAGUCUGCGGACCCUCAGCAGUGUGCACUCCGAGCAAGUCUUCGCCCUUCGCCUUCAGGACAAGAAGCUCCCGCCUCUGCUGUCUGAGAUUUGGGAUGUCCAUGAGUGACCCGACUACCUUGCAGGACCUCACAUCAGCUCCCUUUCCCCUUCCAAAAAGUAACAUUUUAGCAGCCAGCCCCAUGUCCCCAGUCUUGAAGAAAACCCAGAGGGCAUUAGUGGAUAGGAUGUCUCAUCAAGGGUGGGGGCAUGAAGCCCUAUUUUUUUUUUUUUUUUUUUUUUUGCCGCAAACCCUGGGUUUACCUCUGUAGAAGGAUCUAGUUGGCUUUGAAUGACACAAGGUCAAGCUACAUUGAACUUCCUUACUGAUGAAAACAAGACCUUACAACUUUUUCUUAUAUAUAUAUAAGCUGACUUUUCUUCCUCUCAGCCUCAUGAUCUUUACGUUUGCACCUUCUGCCAUGCUUUGAUCUGUCUACUGGCUUCAAGGGGUCAUUUUUUCCACUUGUUUCUCGUUGUUGAGCUCAAGGUUGAACAGAGACCACCUUGUCUGGUCCUCAGACUCCCCCUUGGCACAACCCAUGCAGAGUGAAUUCAUUGGCUUGUCGUGUUUAAUAACUGCACUUUUACUUUAUUGAUUAUCUGACCCUUAAACUGGCCUCACUAUUAAAAUGACUAAAAGGCUUAUAGCAGCCCUUUGUCACAGCUCUUCUAGAUGGACAGGGCAGUAAGGAUAUGCUACUUAACUUUUUUUUUUUUUUUUUUUUUUUGGUAUGGCUAGGCCUUAACUACAUAUAAGCCAUUUAAUCUGAGCCAGAACAUAACACAAAGGUAUACUUCAACUAUAGCCAAGCAUACACAUCAGUAAGUGCAUACUUGGAUACACAGUACAAUGCAACCUUUUUUUAAAUUUAGAGGAGAAAAUGUUUUGCUUUAUUUUGUACCUGAGAUAUACAUUUACAUUUAUUCAUUCAGCAGAUGCUUUUCUCCAAAGAGAAAAAUACAAGGAGUGCAUUACAUGAAAAGGACAGCAAGACAGCAAAGAUUUAUUUCAAGAAAACUUGUGUCAUAAGCUGUGUAAAACAAAUCCUUUCAAGAUACUUGAUUUAAGAGAUCUAAAAAUUAGGCUUAGUGUCAUGGGACAGCUGGUAGCAUAGUGGUUAGAGCUGCUGCCUUGGGACCCAA
Scleropages formosus (Asian bonytongue) is the source of this 2710-nucleotide messenger RNA. Its product is annotated as oxysterols receptor LXR-alpha-like. NCBI's taxonomy places the organism in Eukaryota, Metazoa, Chordata, Actinopteri, Osteoglossiformes, Osteoglossidae. Gene Ontology annotation, molecular function: RNA polymerase II cis-regulatory region sequence-specific DNA binding; nuclear receptor activity; zinc ion binding. The transcript is spliced from 10 exons. Gene Ontology annotation, cellular component: RNA polymerase II transcription regulator complex. Bases 213 to 1634 code for a protein of 473 amino acids. Gene Ontology annotation, biological process: negative regulation of transcription by RNA polymerase II; cell differentiation; positive regulation of transcription by RNA polymerase II. The record is from RefSeq and is a predicted model, not a curated record.